Molecule: messenger RNA, 4226 nt
Organism: Rhineura floridana
Lineage: Eukaryota; Metazoa; Chordata; Lepidosauria; Squamata; Rhineuridae
Product: zinc finger protein 420-like
Exons: 3
Coding region: 606-2249 (547 amino acids)
Biological process (GO): regulation of transcription by RNA polymerase II
Molecular function (GO): RNA polymerase II cis-regulatory region sequence-specific DNA binding; DNA-binding transcription factor activity, RNA polymerase II-specific
Source: RefSeq, a predicted model, not a curated record
ACUUCAGGCCACACACACCUCCCUUUGUAUUGCAGGGCGGGAAAUCGGCCCUGUAAGAUUCCCUGUGGAAGUGGGGAAAGACGAUGUCCGGAGAGGAUAAAGAGUUCCUUCCCCGGCCUUUCUUUACACCCCAGCAUGUGCCGGGUACUCAUUUUACCGACCACGGAUGGAUGGAAGGCUGAGUGGACCUCGACCCCUUUUACCGGAGAUUCGACUUCCUCCUUCCGUUGGAAUCGAACUCUGGCCGUGAGCAGAGCUUCAGCUGCGUUACCGCCACUUACCACUCUGCACCACGGAGGAUCUUCUUUUUAAUCCGGAAGGUGAAGGAGCCCCUUUUGGUGUCUUUGGAGACAGGCAAGCAUUGAAGUAGGAAAAGAGACAUCUGGAAAUCGAAGGGGACUUACAGUAAAAGGCACAAGGAAAACAAGGCAGAAAGGAAAUCUUGUACUUAGCAGACGGCUAUUGUCAAUGAACUCUUGAUCCAGUAGGAAGAUCACAAAGGGAAAAGGAAGGGAAAGCGUCCAGGGGGGUGGAAUAUUAAAAAAAUAAACCAAAGGUUUUUUUAAAAAUCCAAAACCCACAAAGGGGCGAAACCAUAUGAAUGCAUGGAGUGUGGAAAAUUUUUCAGACACCGUCACCACCUUACUUCGCAUCCAAGAACCAAUACAGCACAGAAAGCUUUUGAGUGCAUGGAAUGUGGAAAGAGAUUCAACAGGAGCUCUCAUCUUACUUGGCAUCAAAGAACCCACAUAGGGGGGAACCGAUAUAAAUGCAUGGAAUAUGGAAACCUAACUUCACAUCAAAGAACCGACACAGGCUUGAAAUCCACACAGUGUGGGAAAAGGUUCACUCAGAAGGGCUGUCUUACUCAACAUAAAGACACGCACACAGAGCAGAAACUGCAUGAAUGCAUGGAGUGUGGAAAGAGCUUCACUAUGAGAAGCAAGCUUACCUUACAUCUAAGAACCCACACAGGAGAGAAACCAUAUCAAUGCACAGAGUGUGGGAAAAGUUUCAGUCAGAGCUCACAGCUUAAUUCACAUCACAGAAUCCACACAGGGGAGAAGCCAUAUAAGUGCCUGGAGUGUGGAAAGAGUUUCAGUCAGAGUGGAGGGCUUUCCUCCCAUCAAAGAACCCACACAGGAGUAAAACCAUAUAAAUGCAUAGAGUGUGGAAAAAGUUUCAGUCACAAUCAAAGCCUUACUUCACAUCACAGAAUCCACACAGGGGAGAAGCUAUAUAAAUGUCUGGAGUGUGGAAAGAGUUUCAGUCAGAGUGGAAGCCUUUCCUCCCAUCAAAGAACCCACACAGGAGAGAAACCAUAUAAAUGUAUGGAGUGUGGAAAGAGUUUUAGUGUAAGGAGUAUACUUACCAAGCAUCAAAAAACACACACAGGAGAAAAACCAUAUGAAUGCAUAGAGUGCGGAAAAAGUUUCAGUGUUAGAGGAAAUCUUUCCUCCCAUCAAAGAACCCACACAGGAGAGAAACCAUAUAAAUGUCUGGAGUGUGGAAAAUGUUUCACUCAUAGUAAAAGUCUUACUUUACAUCAAAGAACACACACAGGGGAGAAACCAUAUAAAUGCACGGAGUGUGGAAAGAGCUUUAGUGUAAGGAGUAAACUUAUUUUGCAUCAAAGAACACACACAGGAGAGAAACCGUAUAAAUGCAUGGAGUGUGGAAAGAGUUUCAGUGUUAGGGGAAAUCUUUCCUCCCAUCAAAGAACCCACACAGGAGAGAAACCCUAUAAAUGCAUAGAGUGUGGAAAAUGUUUCAGUCAGAGCCAGUACCUUACUUUACAUCAAAGAACCCACACAGGAGAGAAACCAUAUUUAUGCAUACAGUGUGGAAAAUGUUUCAGUCUCAGCCAACACCUUACAUCACAUUGCAGAACCCACACAGGGGAGAAGCCUUAUAAGUGUCUGGAGUGUGGAAAGAGUUUCAGUCAUAGUGGAAGCCUUACUUUACAUCAAAGAACCCACACAGGAGAGAAACCAUAUAAAUGUAUGGAGUGUGGAAAGAGCUUUAGUGUAAGGAGUAAACUUACUUUGCAUCAAAGAACACACACAGGAAAGAAACCAUAUGAAUGCAUGGAGUGUGAAAAGAGUUUCAGUGAUAGUGGAAACCUUUCCUCCCAUCAAAGAACCCACACAGGAGAGAAACCUUAUAAAUGCACAGAGUAUGGAAAAAGUUUCAGUCACAGCCAACCCCUUACUUCACAUCACAGAACCAACACAGGAGUAGCCAUAUAAGUGGAGUGUGGAAAGAACUUCAGUUGUAGCGACAGACUUACUUUACAUCAAAGAGGAAAUCUUUCCUCCCAUCAAAGAACCCACACAGGAGAGAAACCAUAUAAAUGUCUGGAGUGUGGAAAAUGUUUCACUCAUAGUAAAAGCCUUAUUUUGCAUCAAAGAACCCACACAGGGAAACCUCUUAAAUGUAUGGAGUGUGGAAAGUGCUUCUUUCAGAGUCAGCAACUUACUCAACAUCAAAGAACCCACAGGAAGAACUGUAAAAAUGUAUUGACUGUGGAAAGGUUCACUGUGAGCUCUUACCUUAAUCUGCAUCUCCAAUGACAUCUUACUGCACCCUAAAGAACCCACACAGGGAAGAAAACAAAAAUGUGUGAAAAGAGCUUCAUUCAUAGCAGAAGUGUUACUUAACAUGAAAUAGCUGCAUCAUGGCCCUACCUUCAGAUUAUGGCCAUGCAACAUUAUAUCUUCUCCUAGAAACUGUUGACAUGGAUGAUUUUGAACCCACUGCCCAGAGUAUUGAUUUGAGCAAUGAAACCGAAUUCAAUCAGCAGAAGUCUGGGAUAGGUGUGAUAGCUUUCCUUGGUCCUCCAUUAAUCCCUUCUACCCACCACCCACUUCCAAAAUAUUGAGUGUGCAAAGGUUCAGUGUGAGCCCUUACCUUAAUUUGCAUUAUCAGUAACAUCUUACAGCACAGCAAAGAACCCACACAGGGAAGGGAAAAAAACGUAUGGAGUGUGAAAGAGCAUCGGUCAUAGCAAAAGCAAAUGAAGUGGCUGCAUCAUGACCGUACUUUCAGACUAUGGCCUUGUAACGUUACAUCUGCUCCUAGAAAUGUUAACAUGGAUAAUUUUUAAUCCAACGCCCAGAGAAUUCAUAUGCGCAACACUAAAUCUGAAUUCACAGUAAACUUUCCUAAAUCCUCCAUUAAUCCCUUCUACCCUCCACCCACUUCCAACUAUCUACCAAUUAAAUUGUCACCAGGACCCUUACUGUUAUUCCAUGUUCCCUUCAUUUCCUCUUCCCUCUCUCCGAGGGAUCUUCUCUCUCCUCCAACAUAAACAGUAAGCAUGGUUCAUUACUGAUUGGCCUGUUUGUCCUUCGUAACAAAAUGAAGAAGGUUGUUCCUGACAUAUAUAAACUUAUACUAUUUUGGCAGAUGCAAAGCACUAAACCUUGAUGUGGCUAACAUGACUAGGUUGCUGCUGAAGGACGGGUAAUCAAUUUAAUCAUCAUCAUCAUAAGUCAUCCUGUGGCCUUGUUUCCUCAAUAAAUGUGGGGACAGAGUUGACAUCUGGGCUUGUUUCAGGGUUUCAUCAUUUUUUUCUUUUUUGAGUGGAACAUCAUUCCUGAUGAGAAGCUGUUUCAGAUGAGGAUGUUGUCUGUAGAUAAGGAGAAGCCUAUCCCUGAAGUCCUGUGUGAGGGAAGUGGAAUGUUAAGAUGAUAGUUGCAAAAGGAACAGUACUGAGAGAAGUUGACGAUUUCUGGAUAUAUGCUAAAUUCCCUCUGGUUCCCUCAAAUUAAACUUAACCAUGCCCCGGCUGCUUAUCUUACCAGUUUGACCUGUGCUCAGUUGCGCAGAGCCUUUACAGAAUUGCGGUUUCAAACCAUGCCCUCAGCUAUUCUAGAGGGCAGAUAUAAGGGCACCCCGAUCGCUGAACGCCUCUGUAUUUUUGGUUGUAAAGUCCCUGAAGAUUUAGCCCAUUAUAUGCUUUUAUGUCCCUUAUAUCAGCACCCCAGAGAAAAAUUUUUAGCUUCUUGUUUGAGUUCCACCAGGGGGUCUCCCAAUGCAAAAUUAGUAAUAGAGUUAUUAAUGGACAAUAACAAGCAGGUCACAAUUGCAUUGGCUAAUUUUGCUUUCGCUGCUAAAAAGCUUAGAGCAGCGUACGUAAACUCCCUAUGAAACCAACUUGGUGACAUACUCAAGUUUUAAGUCUUCUGAUUUUAAAAUGUUUUCUUGUAAUCCUUUGUGCCAAA